Molecule: messenger RNA, 763 nt
Organism: Sphaeroforma arctica JP610
Lineage: Eukaryota; Ichthyosporea; Ichthyophonida
Exons: 3
Coding region: 1-723 (240 amino acids)
Source: RefSeq, a predicted model, not a curated record
AUGUUUCUCUAUCAAAGUGCGUGCUCACCCAUAUAUCUCACCGGCGUGUAUAUUUUUGUUUCAUCGGCUACAGCCGGCGCCACGACGCCCACACCAGUCGUCACAGCAUUGCCAGUCAGCGCAGUAGAAGUACAGGGCGGAGUCAAUUCGGCGGCACGGGCAAUACAAGGCAUGGGCAACAAAUUUGGUCUGGAUAGUGUGGACGAUAUGGUCGAUCAUUCUCUGGCCGAAAACAUUGUUGAGGAUUUCGGCUUCUCGAUCGAAGACUUCUCCGUUGCAGUGGUUGUCAACUCACCGUCCGACCGGAGUGCCACCAACACCGCCACAUCCAACACCACCACCAUAUAUGCUGCACUACACGCAGCCCAACAGCGGGGCGCAGCUAACCGAGUCCCAGGUACAGCCGGCGCUAAUACGAAUGAGAUAACUGUUGUGGGUGCGAUGAGGAUCGAUGCCAAUGCUACGGCCAGCGCGAUCGUGAGCGAUACGAAUCAGUUGGGAGUUGCAGGGCCUGUGAGCCAGUUGCACAGGUCGAAAAGCGGUUCAAGGAUAGUUAGCAGCUCGAAUGGGAAUUUGUCAGAGGUGGCAUCGCCUUCGCCUCUUCGGAAUUCAAAAUCUGCGAUACAUCUCUCCGAGUCGAAAUCUCAAGGUACAUCGGACUCAGCAGUAAAGCUUAAACAAGAAGAUUCCAAGGGAACUAUAAAUAUAUCAGCGCAGACCUGAGUAAUGAAGCGAUUUAGUACUUCAAAGGAUGUAAUAAAAG